Molecule: messenger RNA, 895 nt
Organism: Candidula unifasciata
Lineage: Eukaryota; Metazoa; Mollusca; Gastropoda; Stylommatophora; Geomitridae
Source: the annotation of a GenBank genome assembly
CGGAGACAGGCGGGACGUGAGACCUGGAGCUCCGUCCGAGCCCAACCAGUACAAUUUUAACUUCAAGAAACGUGGCAUUUUCAUUCUGAUCAACAACAGACACUUUGAGGAGGAGACUGGCCAGCAGCCAAGAGAAGGGAGCGACGUUGAUGCGGAGCGACUGGAGGAGCGCUUUCAAGAUCUUGGCUUCGAAGUCAGAAGAUUUGACGACGUCACAUGUGCCAAACUGACCUCUCUUCUUUAUGACGUGGCCUCCUACGACCACUCCGACCACGACUGUUUUGCCUGCGCCGUUCUCUCUCAUGGAAGAGAGGGCCUGGUCUAUGCCCGGGACGGCCAGGUCACUCUAGACAUGCUAGUGUUGCCUUUCAAAGGAGAUCGAUGUCCCUCACUCAUUGGGAAGCCUAAACUUUUCUUUAUACAGGCGUGCCAGACCAAACGACAAGGCAUCUACCUAGACCCGCCCUCAAGACAAAGCAAGCCUUCACGAUCUCCUUCUCCAGUAUCACCAUCAUCCAGCAAACAACAUUCCCUGGGUUCCCAAAGUCUGACGGGCGACGACGACGCUAGCGAAAGUUCUGGUAUCGUUCACAUGAGGAAGAUUCCGAUAGAGGCCGAUUGUCUCUUCUGCUAUUCCACUGUGCCAGGCUACUAUUCCUGGCGGAACAACCAAGACGGGUCGUGGUUUAUCCAAGCGUUGUGUAUCGUGCUGGAGAACUAUGGAACCAAGAUGGAGCUGCUGCAUAUGCUCACACAUGUUAACCGCAUCGUUGCAUACGAGUUCGCCUCCUGCAGCGACCGAGAGUUCGGCGAGUCCAUGAAACAGAUGCCUUGUAUUGUGUCUAUGCUUACUCGAUACGUUUACUUCCGGCCUAAGAAGCAAGACAUUCGAUAG